Molecule: messenger RNA, 1734 nt
Organism: Cryphonectria parasitica EP155
Lineage: Eukaryota; Fungi; Ascomycota; Sordariomycetes; Diaporthales; Cryphonectriaceae
Product: helix loop helix transcription factor
Exons: 1
Coding region: 1-1734 (577 amino acids)
Biological process (GO): regulation of transcription by RNA polymerase II
Molecular function (GO): RNA polymerase II cis-regulatory region sequence-specific DNA binding; protein dimerization activity; DNA-binding transcription factor activity, RNA polymerase II-specific
Source: RefSeq, a predicted model, not a curated record
AUGGCCCAACAGGCCUUUGGCCACUUCGGUGGCGGCCACGCAAGCGGCAGCAUAAACCCAAAUGAUCUCAAUUUCAACCAAGGCUUUCAGAACAACUUUGGUGGAAACUCCAACAAUCAGAACAAUGCCUUCUCCAGCGGCUCGGCAGUCUUUGGCGAUGAUGAGCUGUUGGAGGGGCUCGGAAGCCCAACCGAAGCCCCCUCGGGCAUGCAAGGCCAUGACUUUGGUGGGAUGAACGAGAUGAACAUGAACUACAACCAGAACAGCGGCGUGUACAACUCGCGCCCGAGCAUCGACCAGCAGCAACACAUGCCCGGCUUCUCCAACACGCCCGACGGGGAUCCCAUCCAGAGCCCUUUCGUGUCCAAUGUGCCACAGUACCAAUCAAUCCACGCGCCACAAUUCCACACGCCCAUGUCAUACGGCGGCUCGCCCAUCGCCGAGGGCAUGCCAAAGGACCCAAACGACUCCAACUUCAUGCAGGCCCGACAGAGACUCCAGGCACAGGCCAUGCAGCGCAAGGCCUCCACCGCGAGAAGCCCACUCACCCCUAAGAUGGGCGCUCUGGGCCUGUCGAUGGGAUCUCAGGACGGAUUCGGCGCCCAGCCGAUACGAGCGGGCGGAGCUCACCAUACCAAGGCACCAUCCGGACACUGGGCCCAUACACCAAACAGCAUGACCUCGUUCCCAGGGUCCGGCCUUUCUUCACCCCUCCAGACAGAGCUGCACAGCGCUCAGAUCAAUGGCUUCUUGAUGAAGGGCACGUCUAUGCCCACCAAGCUUGGCGGCCAGGGUGGUGCUCUGUCGUCGCAGCAGGAAGCCAAGAAGAAGCGCAGACGGGAGUCGCACAACCUUGUCGAGAGGCGGAGACGGGACAACAUCAAUGAGAGGAUCCAGGACCUCAGCAAGCUGGUCCCCACCCAUAGGCUGGAGGACGAGAAGAUCCGCAAGAUGAUCUCGAACGGCACCCCCAUGUCUCCCACCCUGACAGGCAACUCGAACCCCGGGUCGGCAACGUCCGGACUAGCAGGACCAGGUGCGAGGCGAGCCACCAGCGGCAAUACCGGAAACAUCACCACUGGUCUUCCGUUGGAGGAUAAGGACAAGGGGCCCAACAAGGGUGAUAUCCUGAACGGUGCCGUGAGCUGGACUCGCGACCUCAUGUGGAUGCUGCAGACCAAGAUACAACAGCAGGAGGAGCUGGUCAACGCGCUCCAGGAACUCGGCGGCCAGGCGCCCUUCGAUAUCACCGAGGACGAGAAGAGGAUGCAGACGGAGCUUCUCGAGGCUAUGGCCAAGAACGAAUUGUCGGACUUCACCUACUCACGAACCUCGGGAACCGGCUUGAGAGUCCCGAACCACACCGACUACAAGGGAGAGCCGCUGAAUGGCACGAACCACAGCGGUGAUCUGCACUCUAUCAGCCCGGAGGGCGACGUGAAUGGCCACUUCAGCAAUGAUGCUCUUGAUGCCAACACCUUCUGGGAUGACGGGGAAGAGGACAUCAAGUUCAACCUUGAUUCUUAUGAAUUCCCCGCCAAGAACUAUGGCGACCUGGCUUACCGCACCUAUGGGAAAUACUUUCGCUGGUUGGUCAACGGGUCCCAGGCCCUCCUGCUUCUGCUGUCUGUAGGAAAUAUCAUCAUCAGCAAUGGGUAUGUGUGUGCAAUUUCCUUUCCUUCUCCUCCUUCUUUUCUUUCCUUCAUGGCUUGCACGCAUCGUCGGCGGACAUAG